Dovyalis caffra is the source of this 1263-nucleotide messenger RNA. NCBI's taxonomy places the organism in Eukaryota, Viridiplantae, Streptophyta, Magnoliopsida, Malpighiales, Salicaceae. The record is from the annotation of a GenBank genome assembly.
AUGCCGGUUCUAUUAAAAUCAUCUGAAGCAGCAGUUCAGAAACGGUGUAUUGCAUCGUCUUCUGAAACUCUUUUCAACAAGUUAUGCUAUAACAUUGUACCAGCCUUGGUGAAAUCUCUAACUAAGGGAACUGGUGUCGAAAUUUUGGAGUCGCUGGACGAAUGCAUGAAGGUAUCAGGAGCAAUUCUGGAGGAAGAAGACAUCAAAUUCUUCUUGGUGCAGAAAAUGGAGGUUCUCAUAAAAAGCCCCUCUAUUUCAAGAAGCAAAAUGGUGGACACAACAGAUCAGGAACCAGUAGAAGAGGAAAAUCUGAAAGAAGAAAAAAUUUCUGACAAAGCUGCUGAUUGUUUGUCCACUUUAAUCGGCACACAGAAAUAUUGUUUAUCAUCAUUGGUCGACAAGCUUUUACCACUCAUACAACUUAUGUGGGAAAACGAUAAAACAGCUAAAGAGAGAAACAUUGCCUUGCGAGUUUUUCGUGAAGUUGCGAUACGUUUCCAAGGAAAAGCAUUCAAGGGCUUGACUAAAAGUCUCGAGGACCAGUUUAGCACUUGCAUGGAUGAGAACCCUGAAGUUAACGAGAUACUUGCAAAGGCAAUUGGUAUAUUUGUAGAAUUUGGUGGGUCUGUAUCCGAGUCUGUUAUUAGAGGGCACCCUAAGGCAUUGGACAAAGAAUAUGUAAUGGCCCGUGAUGCUGCUGUUGCUUCUCUAGGAAAAAUAUUUGAGUUCAACGACCUACUCAUAGAAAAGGCAUAUUCUCAUUUCUUGUUUCUCAGAUCAAUGGCAAAAGAAGCCUUUCUGUUCUACCAUGAGGGAAAGGAAUUGAAGGAGAGUUUGAAGCAGGAUUUGACGUUGUGGUUAAGCCAUUUGCCAAUGAGAAGUAAUCGAAAUGAGGCCAAAGUUGUGCAUCAUCAACUCUGUUUACUGUUUGAAAGGUCGGAAAAGAACCUUCUUGGCAGAAACAAUGAUAAUCUUUCCGAAAUCUUUCGUGUUUAUGCUGAGGCACAUCCCAUUCUUCAUUGCAAAGUAGCUUAUAUUCUACAUCUCUUUGAUAUCUUUGUGCAUUCUACUUAUCAUGAGAACUCUUCAUUUCUCCAGAUCCUGUUGGCGGGUAAGAAGUUAGCUACUGAGCAAACUAUGAACCAAAUGAUCACGCAACUGAAGAGACUAAGAAACAAGUUACUGGACGAUCAUUGGAAAUCCAGCAUGUCCUCCCUGGAACCCCAUCUGCAGAAGAAGUUGGAAUCUGUAUUGUCCACCUAG